Molecule: messenger RNA, 4919 nt
Organism: Panicum virgatum (switchgrass)
Lineage: Eukaryota; Viridiplantae; Streptophyta; Magnoliopsida; Poales; Poaceae
Product: probable cleavage and polyadenylation specificity factor subunit 1
Exons: 26
Coding region: 381-4694 (1437 amino acids)
Cellular component (GO): nucleus
Molecular function (GO): nucleic acid binding; protein binding
Source: RefSeq, a predicted model, not a curated record
GGGCCGCCUCGCACCAUCCCAUCUUUACAUUUGGCCAUUUCAACCUUCCCGGCAGCCGUUGCAAUUCCUCUUCUCCCCCAUCCUCGGCGGCGGCGAGGCGACUGACCGACCCGGACGUCGAUCUGCCUUGCCGACGGAGCCUCGCUCUGCUUCCGACUCUCCCCUCCCGCCGAGGCACGCACCCGCGCGGCGCCGCGGGUACUUGCAUCGACCGUUAAAGACGCCCAGCUCUACCCUAACGCCCCGCCCUCGCUCCGCCAAGGGGUUUUCUAGGGUUUUGGUAAGAAUCUCCGCUCCAUUCCGUCGCGUUUCGUUCGAAUCGUGCUGCCAAAUCCCAGAGCUCGGGCCCCAUCGCCGUCGCCCGCGGCUCCCAUCCCAAGAUGAGCUACGCGGCGUACAAAAUGAUGCACUGGCCCACCGGCAUCGACUACUGCGCCGCCGGCUUCAUUACCCACUCCCCUGCUGAAGCCGCCGCCUUCUCCUCACUGGAGCCCUCCAUCUCGUGUCCCGAGGGUGACGUCGACUCCGCGGCGCCGAGGGCGGCCCAGCGCGUGGGCCCCACCCCCAACCUGGUCGUGGUGGCAGCUAACGUGCUCGAGGUGUACGCCGUGAGGACUGACGCCGUGAUGGGGGCUCAGGAUGGGGGGCCUUCUUCGACGGCUGCCAUCCUGGACGGGAUAUCCGGUGCUCGACUGGAGCUUGUGUGCUAUUACAGGCUUCACGGUAACAUUGAGUCGAUGGCUGUGUUGUCGGAUGGCACAGACAAUACACGAGACUCCAUCGCACUUGCAUUUAAAGACGCAAAAAUAGCAUGUCUGGAGUUUGAUGACAGCAUCAAUGGCCUGCGAACGAGCUCAAUGCAUUGCUUUGAAGGCCCUGACUGGUUGCAUCUGAAAAGAGGCAGGGAAUCCUUUGCCUGUGGUCCUAUCAUAAAAGCGGAUCCUCAAGGCAGAUGUGGUGCUGCACUUUUUUAUGGAUUGCAGAUGAUAAUUCUGAAAGCAGCGCAGGUUGGGCAGAGCUUAGUUGGAGAAGAUGAACCUACACGUAUGUUGAGUUCGGCUGCUGUUCGGAUUGAUUCUUCAUAUGUGAUUGACUUGCGUCAUUUAGAAAUGAAUCACAUCAAAGAUUUUACAUUUGUGCAUGGUUAUAUUGAGCCUGUGUUGGUCAUACUUCAUGAGCAAGAACCUACGUGGGCUGGGCGUAUCUCAUCAAAGAACCAAACAUGCAUGAUAUCUGCAUUUAGUAUAAGCAUGAGUUUAAAGCAACAUCCGAUGAUAUGGUCUUCUGCUAAACUGCCGCAUGAUGCGUACCAACUUCUUGCUGUUCCUCCACCAAUUAGUGGCAUUCUUGUGAUCUGUGCAAAUUCGAUCCAUUAUCAUAGUCAGUCCACAUCUUGUUCACUUACCUUGAACAGUUUCUCAUCCCAGCCUGAUGGCAGCCCAGAAACUCUUAAAACGAGUUUCCAUGUGGAGCUUGAUGCAGCUAAAGCAACAUGGUUAUCCCAUGAUAUUGUAAUGUUUUCAUCAAAGAAUGGAGAAAUAUUAUUACUAACAGUGGUUUACGAUGGGCGAGCUGUACAAAGAUUAGAUCUUAUGAAAUCAAAAGCAUCUAUUCUCAGUUUGGGUGCUACAACUCUUGGAAGUUCGUUCUUCUUUCUUGGCAGUCGUCUGGCAGACAGCCUUCUUGUGCAAUUUUCCUUUGGGGUGCCAACAUCGGUUCUGCCUGAUCUAACAGAUGAGUCUGCUGAUAUUGAAGGUGACCCGCCUUUCGCAAAGCGUCUAAGAAGGAUUCCUUCUGAUAUUUUACAAGAUGUGAACAGUGUUGAGGAACUUUCUUUUCAUAGUAAUUCAGUGCCAAAUAGUCUAGAUUCAGCACAGAAGAUCUCAUUUGUAGUGAGAGAUGCAUUGAUCAAUGUUGGUCCUCUGAAAGAUUUUGCAUAUGGUUUAAGAACUAAUUCGGAUCCCAAUGCGGCAGGCAUUGCAAAACAAAGUAAUUAUGAGUUGGUGUGUUGUUCUGGUCAUGGAAAGAAUGGAACACUGUCGGCCCUUCAACAAUCUAUUCGCCCAGAUUUAAUUACUGAGGUGGAACUACCAAGUUGCACAGGUAUUUGGACGGUUUACUACAAGAGUUCCCGUGGAAUUACAACCGAGGAUAAUGAAUAUCAUGCUUAUUUGAUAAUAAGCCUAGAAAGCCGUACAAUGGUACUUCAGACAGGUGAUGAUCUAGGAGAAGUUACUGAAACAGUUGAUUAUAAUGUUCAAGCAAGCACAAUUGCUGCUGGUAACUUGUUUGGGAGGCGACGUGUCAUACAGGUAUAUGCCAAGGGUGCUCGUGUGCUUGAUGGUUCCUUCAUGACGCAAGAACUGAACUUCACUAUGCACAGUUCAGAAUCUUCAUUGAGUUCUGAGCCAGUUGCAGCGGCAUCUGCUUCAAUUGCAGAUCCAUAUGUUCUUUUGAAGAUGGUUGAUGGAACCGUUCGACUUCUUGUAGGAGAUCAUUCUAACUGUACUAUUUCUAUCAAUGCGCCUACUGUAUUUGCAAGCUCAAGUCAGCGAAUAUCUUCAUGUACACUUUACUGUGACAGAGGCCCUGAGCCAUGGCUUAGAAAGGCACGUACUGAUGCAUGGCUAUCCAGUGGUAUUGGAGAGGCUACUGAUAGCAAUGAUGGUUUUUCUCAUGAUCAGUCAGAUAUAUAUUGCAUAAUUUGUUUUGAAAGCGGUAAACUUGGAAUUUUUGAAGUGCCCAGUUUUAAAUGUGUGUUCUCUGUGGAAGGAUUUGUUUCUGGAUCAGCUAUUUUGUCAGAUGACCUUUCCCAUGCUAAGGAUGCUGUAAUUGGAGUCCCAGAUGCUACUACUGUUUCUGUGAAGAAAGAGGAAGCAAAUAACAUUAAGAUAGUUGAGCUUGCAAUGCAUAGAUGGUCUGGUCAGUUCAGUUGUCCGUUCCUCUUUGGAUUAUUGAAUGAUGGGACUUUGUUAUGUUACCAUGCAUAUUGUUAUGAUGGUUCUGAAAGCAAUGCACAUCGGGCUCCUUUGUCACCGAAUGGUUCAUCUGAUCUUGACAAUGCCAGUGAUUCAAGACUCAGAAGUUUGAGAUUCCAUCGCGUUUCAAUUGAUAUCUCAUCACGAGAUGACAUAUCAAGUUUUACACGACCAAGAAUAACAAUUUUCAAUAAUGUUGGAGGUUAUGAGGGAUUAUUUCUUGGUGGCCCAAGGCCAACCUGGGUUUUUGUUUGCCGACAAAGAUUUCGGGUGCAUCCACAGUUAUGUGAUGGUCCGAUUGUAGCCUUUACCGUUCUCCACAAUGUCAAUUGUUGCCGUGGCCUUAUUUAUGUUACAUCUCAGGGUUUUCUGAAGAUAUGUCAAUUGCCGUCAGCAUAUAACUAUGACAACUACUGGCCUGUUCAAAAGGUCCCCUUGCAUGGCACCCCACAUCAGGUCACAUAUUAUGCAGAGCAGUCCCUCUAUCCACUUAUUGUCUCUGUUCCUGUUGUUCGCCCCUUAAAUCAAGUUCUUUCUUCUAUGGCUGAUCAAGAAUUGGGUCUGCACAUAGAAAACGAUUUUACAGUUGGUGAUGACCUCCAAAAGGUUUAUACUGUUGAUGAAUUUGAGGUUCGUAUUAUGGAGUUGGAGAAACCCAGUGGAUGUUGGGAGACAAGGUUCACCAUUCCGAUGCAACAAUUUGAAAAUGCUCUAACAGUGCGCAUUGUUACAUUGCAAAACACAACCACAAAGGAAAAUGAAACCCUGAUGGCGAUUGGAACUGCUUAUGUUCAAGGGGAGGAUGUUGCUGCUAGAGGAAGGGUGCUUCUGUUCUCUUUCAGUAAAAGUGAAAAUUCUCAGAAUCUGUUUCAGGUUACGGAAGUCUACUCAAAAGAGAGUAAAGGUGCUGUAUCAGCUGUUGCCUCUCUUCAAGGUCAUCUACUGAUAGCUUCUGGUCCUAAGAUCACAUUGAACAAAUGGACUGGUGCUGAAUUGACUGCUGUUGCGUUCUAUGAUGCCCCGUUGCAUGUUGUGAGCCUGAACAUUGUGAAAAACUUUAUUUUGUUUGGUGAUAUUCACAAAAGCAUAUAUUUUCUUAGCUGGAAGGAGCAAGGUUCUCAAUUGAGUCUGCUGGCAAAAGAUUUUGGGUCACUUGAAUGUUUUGCAACUGAGUUUUUAAUUGAUGGAAGCACCUUGAGCCUUGUAGUUUCAGAUUCUGAUAAGAAUUUGCAGAUUUUCUACUAUGCUCCCAAAAUGGUGGAGAGCUGGAAGGGUCAAAAGCUCCUUUCCAGAGCAGAGUUUCAUGUUGGAGCACAUGUGUCAAAAUUGUUGAGAAUACAGAUGUUGCCCACACAAGGAUUGGUAUCUGAAAAGACAAAUCGUUUUGCUCUUGUAUUUGGAACGUUGGAUGGUGGAAUUGGGUGCAUUGCACCUGUUGAUGAAUUGACAUUUCGUCGGCUUCAGAGCUUACAGAGGAAGCUUGUAGACGCUGUCCCCCAUGUGUGUGGCCUGAACCCAAGAUCAUUUAGGCAUUUUAAGUCCAACGGCAAGGCACAUCGACCUGGACCAGAUAACAUCAUUGACUUCGAGCUUCUUUCUCACUAUGAGAUGUUGUCUUUGGGAGAGCAACUUGAUAUUGCCCAACAAAUUGGAACCACCCGCUCGCAAAUUAUUUCCAAUUUUAGUGACUUUUUACUGGGCACUAGUUUCUUGUAGAUCACACUGAUCGGGAAUUUACUUGUGCUUUGUAAUUCAGUAGAAUUAGUGCCAGUUCCAUCGACUCCACUUACAACAGAUCUACUGUAAAGAUGUCUGCUGCCGAGUUUAGGUUUUUAUUGUUGUUUUCACUAGACAUUGGAUGUUCACCAGAAACUGAAUUUUCAGUAGGCUUGGUAUUAGAAAUGGGAACAUAUCAAGUGCAAACUAACUUCUUCGUGCAAA